UGGGGGAUCUCCUUAAAUGCCUCCUGAUCAGCUUUUGGUUCUGUAGUGACAACCUUGGAAUAGUUGUGAGCAGUGGAUCUUAGAGAGCCAGUCAGUAGGUCAGUGUGUCCGGGUAGGUCUACGUGGUGAGGAGUGGGACCUUUGUCGUGCACCAACACCACGAUGGAUGACUAUCCGAUGUAUGGGYURCUKGUUGGGUUCUCYCUCURGGGGACCCUYUGGCGUCUCCUYUUUCCUCUGGGCUUUUGGCCCACUUUCACGUGUAGAGUUGGGCCCACUCGUGGUGGUACUUCCACCAACCCCUACACGAAGGAGGAGGAGGAGAAGAUGGCCGCCAUUCUGCAGGAGAGGAAGGAGAAGAAGGAGGCCAAGAACAAGGCCUUGCAGGAAGAGCAGGCGGCCAAGUUGAGAAAGAUCGAGGAAGAGAUGGUCAGGGAGAAGGAGAGGAUCAAGAAGGAAGAGGAGGCGAAGUUGAAGGAGGUGGAUGAAGAAGAGGAAGGACCGCCGUUGCAAAGGCAGAGUGGGCAGCACAAUGGCAGCCACGGUGGGGACCUAGAGAAGAGGAUAUCCGAAUGGGUUGCCAAUCUGUCUGUGGAAGAAGAGGAAGAAGUUAGUAUGUACAUCCCGCAGGAUCAGCAAGAGGCUGCCAUGAGGGUUUGGGAUGCAGAGAAAGAUCUCCUCAGACGACAGGCGUUGGAAGACGAGAAGAGGAUGGAGUGGAAAUUAGCAGUGAUGAGGGAGAAGAAGAGAAGAGUUGACAAGGCAGCGGAGGCGGCGGCAGAAUUAGAGGAGGUGAAAAAGUUGGAAGAGCAAGUAGCCGCCCAAACUGAACUCCCAGCUCAGAUGCGAGUCGUAGCCCAAAGUGUCGCACGCCUGGCACGGAUUCAGGCGGGCCAAUAUGACUUCAGUAGGAGUCAAGAUAUAGCUGUGCGCUCAAUACGAUUGGGCUUCUGGGACUUUGCUCGUGAGUUAGUAGGCGCUGUUGGAGCCGAGGUGGGUCAUCGUCUAGACAAGACCGAACGGUUUUGCGCUGGCGCCAUUGAAGGCAUCAAGGCGGCAGCUCCCAAGGAGGAGGAGGCGGACGAGCCGGUCAAGGUCAAGUUCCCUGAUUCCUGCAGUGGAAAAAGGGAAGAGAAAUUUGACAACUGGGAAGCCAACGUCAAGACCUAUGUGCAUCUGCAACAGGUCUCCCCAGAGCAGCAGGUUCUGAUCGCGAUCCACGCGCUUAGAGACGAGGCCGCUAGCUUUGCAAGGUCCCUUGUUCGCGCUGCCAACUGUAAUGACGAUCCAGUUGCGUAUUCCGCAUUUACUCCCCUCAUCGAUUUUAUAAAAUUGCUGCGCGAGCGAUUUGCUGAUGUCGCUCGCAGUCUCAAGGCCUCAGACAAGCUCCAAACCAUCAAUUCUCAUAAAUGGAAGAGUGCCAGGGCACUCAAGGGUACGAUGGAUGAGUUGGUGGCCAUCCCUAACCAUGGGGUCACAGAGGGCCAGUUCGUCAACCUCUUUUACCGGGCUAUGCCCGAAGCCUUUCGAGGGCAGUUCUUCGCGAAGAGCGAAGACCCUGCCACCACUUACGAUUCCCUUAGCCGUGAAGUGGUGGCUUUUGAAGCGAAGUCCGUGUCCCUGUCUACCUUCUGGCACAAGGAUUUGGACAGGGGAAAGCAAUGGAAAGGUCGCACUAUCUCAGGGCAGGUAAAGACUAAGGACAACCUUGUCCUGACGUUAGAUGAGGAGGUUGCAGGCCGGUGUCUAGACAGCUGUCCCGAAACUGCUUGUGUUAGAGUUUCGCUAGACACCUCCCUCAUAGGCGUGGCCGAAGAGUUGAAGGAGAGGAUGCCCGCCUGGGCCAAGAUGAAGAAGGAGAAUAAAGGGCAGCUUAUAUUGCUAGAUACAGAGAUUUUUAGAAGUAGAGUAGGGGCCCUAGUAGACUCAGGGGCCACUCACAGCUAUAUUAGUAGGAAAGCCCUGCAGAAGUUGAGGCUGGGAUUUAAAGUCCAGAAAUUGACAGACCCCAUAGUUAGUAUCCUCACGGACAAUCGCACUAUGGUUGUAGAGGAUUACGUAGAGGGAAUCCAGGCGUAUUUCCGCCUAGAGAAAGAUGGGAAAGUGGAAAAGAUUCUCCACUCCCUGACUCUCCUCGUAGAAGACAGCCUCCCCUUUGAUAUUGUUCUGGGAAUGGAUUGGGGAGAGGCAGCCGGGGCCACACUCCAUUUGAAGGAGCACGAGUGUAGGCUCCCUAGUUCGUCAGGCGAAACCAAGACUGCCCGCCUGUUCCAUGUGUCAGGGGUAGAGAAUUCCUUGGCGCACUGCUGCCUUAGUGCCCCCGCGUUCGCCAGACUGGUGAAAAAGGAGAAGUUGGAGGAACAGGUUUUUGUUGCCUAUGUUAGGCCAGUGACUGAGCCUACGGAAGAAAAGCCGAUGGACCCUGCGAUUGCCAAACUGCUGGAAGAGUUCAAGGAUCUAAUUGAGCCGCCGAUAGGGGUGGUACCGCGGCCCAUCCAACAUCGCAUUGAGAUAGAGCGUGGCAGUAGGAUUUAUAAGGGCGCUGUGUAUAGGAUGUCCCCACGGGAGUUAGAGGAGCUUCCCAAGCAAUUAGACGAGCUCCUCGAGAAGGGUUGGAUUAGGCCCAGUUCGUCCCCUUUCGGAGCGCCUGUUCUCUUUGUCCCUAAGAAAGAGGGAGAGCUGAGAAUGUGCAUAGACUAUAGGGGUCUGAAUGCUAUUACGGUAAAGAAUGUUGAGCCACUACCUAGAAUAGACGAUCUCUUAGAUCGAGUGCAGGGGGCGAAGUAUUUUUUCAAGAUAGAUUUGAAGUCCGGGUAUCAUCAGAUAGGGGUGCAUCCUGAUGAUCAGUAUAAGACAGCCUUUCGGACUAGAUAUGGGCACUACGAGUUCAUCGUGAUGCCCUUUGGACUAACCAAUGCGCCAGCUACGUUCCAGCGCUGCAUGAACGAUUUGUUUAGGUCGUGGUUAGACAUGUUUGUUGUAGUUUACUUAGACGACAUCUUAGUGUUUAGCCGGACCCUCGAAGAGCAUCAGGGGCAUCUCAGGCAGGUCUUGGAGAAGCUGAGGGAAGCUUACUUCAAGAUCAAUGCAAAGAAGUGCGAUUGGGCGAAGAACCAAGUUUUGUACCUAGGCCACGUCUUAGACGGAGACGGCGUUAAGCCAAAGGAUAGCAAGAUCGCAACGAUUAGAGAUUGGACCACGCCACGUAUGCUGACAGAGUUGCGCUCGUUCCUGGGCUUAGCGAAUUACUACAGGAAGUUUGUGAGGAACUUCUCCACCAUCGUUGCGCCCCUUUGCAGAUUGCUGAGAAAGGAGACAAUCUGGAAGUGGGACAAGGACUGCACGUCUGCCAUGAAGAAGCUAAAGCAGACAUUGAUAGAGUAUCCGGUCCUUAAGGUCGUCAAUCCGUCCUUGCCUUUUGUCGUUACUACGAAUGCUAGCCAGUACGGUAUAGGCGCAGUGUUACAGCAAGACGAUGGCAAUGGCUAUAGGCCCGUAGAGUUCAUGUCCGCCAGAAUGCUUUCAGAGAAGGUCGCGACAUCUGCCUAUGAGAGAGAACUCUACGCUCUCAGGCAAGCGUUAGACCACUGGAAGCACUACUUGCUUGGGAGGCACUUCAAAUUCUAUUUUGACCAUGAAACGUUACGGUGGUUAAAGACGCAGGCCAAGAUGACACCUAAGCUUACUAGUUGGGCCGCAGAGCUAGAUCACUACGACUUUGAGCUCAAGCCAGUCAAGGGGAAGUAUAACAUAGUCGCGGAUGCUCUAAGUAGAAGAGUUGAUUACUUUGGGGCAAUAGUACACUACCUCGAUAUAGGGAAGGAUCUGCAACAGAAGGUUAGAGAAGCUUACGCGCAGGACCCUAUCUAUAGUGAGCUCCUUAAGAAAGUCAAGGAGGCCCCGGAGACAGAGUCGAAUUACCGCACUACUGAAGGGUUGCUUUUUGAGAAGACUAAUGUGUUUGACCGCCUGUGCGUCCCCAAUAGCAAAGAGAUUUGUAGUCUGAUUUUGGUCGAAUGCCACGACACAGAGGGUCAUUUCGGUUGGCAAAAGACUUUAGCCAAUCUAAUGCGCGCGUAUACCUGGCCAGGGAUGAAAAAUGACUGCGUAGAGUAUGUUCGCAGUUGUAAGGUUUGCCAGCGUAACAAGAGUUCUAUGCGCGCCCCACUAGGUCUUCUCAGACCCUUACCCAUUCCGGAUCAGCCGGGAGACUCAGUGUCCAUAGACUUCAUGGACACCCACGUCAAGAGCAGGCAUGGCAAGAGCCAAGUCAUGGUCAUAGUUGACCGAUUUAGUAAAUACGCAGUUUUUGUUCCUUUGCCUUCAGAGGCACGUACUGAUUUAGUCAUACAGAGAUUCUUUGACUGUUGGGUUAGUGAGAAUGGAAUCCCGCUGUCGAUAGUUAGCGAUAGAGAUAGUCGCUUCACCAGCCAGAACUGGCAAGAACUCAUGGGAGUAUAUGGAUCUAAGUUGUUGAUGUCGUCCGGCCGUCAUCCAGAGACUAACGGUCAGACAGAGCAAAUGAACAAGAUCUUACAACAAGUUCUGCGCAUGUAUAUUAGGCCGGAUCAGAUUAACUGGGAUGAGAUGUUACCCAAAGUAGCUAGUGCAUACAAUAACAGCGUGCAUUUGUCUACAUGCCGCACUCCCAACAAACUGCACAAGUCCUUCCGACCGCACCGACCGUUUGAGGGACUCAACCGGGAUCAGAUUCACAGAUUGCUGCCCGGGACCAGGGAGUUUGCUGUACAGCACGAGAAAGAACUAGCUACUGUCGUAGAAAACCUCAGGAAAGCCCAGCAUAGGAUGAUAGAACAAGCAAACAAACAUCGUCGCCCUUCACAGUUUCAAGUAGGCGACUUAGUCUGGGUUAGUUCUAAAGAGUUUGCACCUGAGGAGAACAUCUCGCAGAAGUUACUGUCCACGUAUAGAGGACCGUGGCCUGUUAUGGAAGUCAAGGGCGGUGAAGAUGGACCGUCCUACACCAUAGAGUUACCAGCACACCUCCACACUUCCCCAGUUUUCCACGCAUCGAAGUUACUACCUUGUCAAACAAGUGAUCAGUUUCCAUCCCGUAGAUCGAUGAUCCCACCGGAUAUGGAUGGAAGAUAUGACAUAAAUGGUAUAGUGGUUGAAGAUGUCUUCAGAACUGGAGGUAGGGGUCAUCCGCAAAAACAAUAUAAGGUUCACUUUAGUUAUCAGGAACCAGAAGACGACUGCUGGUUUACAAGAUCUGAACUUUUAGAGACAGCUCCCGAUAUAGUCCGAGCCUACGAGAGACAGCAAAAGGGGAAAGGUCCUGCCUUGGAUUGAAAUUUUAUUGGAGGACCUCGAAUUUAGGCCGGCGGGAGUGAAACGGUAUUCACCAGUUCAC
Chara braunii is the source of this 5374-nucleotide messenger RNA. Lineage: Eukaryota; Viridiplantae; Streptophyta; Charophyceae; Charales; Characeae. The record is from the annotation of a GenBank genome assembly.